UUGAUUAAAAUGAUCACCAUUGAUCGUGUUUUUUCAAAUUUAUAAUUAUUUUGUUUGUUUGUUGUAAAAUGUUUACUUACCAUACUGAAUCAUCGAUAAUCAUACGUUUAUUGUUUCGAAUUAUUCGAAUAAAUCAUCGUCGAUUCGUCUUGUCGUCACAAUGUUUGAAUAAAUCCUAUACACAAACAUUGAAUCUACCGCAAAGUAAUUUUCCCAUGAAACAUUCACGUAAAUUAGAGCUUAAUCUUGAACAACAGAAUGUGAAAUUUGAAGAUUUAUUUGGAAUAUCGUCACAACAAAGAAAAUGUGGAAAAUUCCUAUUACAUGAUGGUCCACCAUAUGCAAAUGGUGAUGCACAUUUUGGCCAUGCCAUCAAUCGAAUUCUUAAAGACAUAAUUAACAAACGAAAAUUAUUGGAAAAUUUUUAUGUCGAUUUUCGUCCCGGUUGGGAUUGUCAUGGAUUACCGAUCGAAUUGAAAGCGAUACCGAAUAAUUCGGAUUCUCGCCGAUUAAAUCCAUUAGAAAUUCGUGAUCGUGCACGAAGAUUAGCUUUCAAUGCAAUUGAUCGUCAACGGCAAGCAUUCAAUCAAUGGUUUUUAUCCGCUAAUUGGUCCGGCAUUUAUCGGACAAUGGAUUUGGAAUAUUCUAUUCGUGAAUUGCAUGCAUUCUAUGAUAUGUACCGUAAAGGAUUGAUAUUUCGUGAUCGUAUGCCGGUUUAUUGGUCACCAUCCACACGAACAGCAUUGGCUGAAGCUGAACUUCAAUAUCAAACAGAUCAUUUAUCACGUGCUGCCUUCAUACGAUAUCCAGUGGUUGAUCAACAUUAUGAUGCCUUAAUUUGGACUACAACACCAUGGACAUUGUUGGCCAAUGAAGCAAUUGCUUUCGGUGAAAGAAUGAAUUAUUGUUUGAUUCGUAUCGAUGGUGAUAAUAAUCAACGACCAUUACUAAUUGCACGAGAAAAUCUUGUCACCAUUCAGGAAAUGUUCAAAGAUUGCCGCAUACAAAUUGUUCAAGAAUCAAUUUCAGAAUUUCAAAAUUUUCGUUAUCAAGAUCCAAUUAAUGGCCAAUGUAAAUCAUUUUUACCUAGUACAUUGGUCACAUCAUCAAAAGGUACUGGCCUCAUUCAUAUAGCACCGAAUCAUGGACAAGAAGAUUUUAAAUUAAUGAGACAAUUUUUCUGUAAACAGCCAAAUAGUGAUAAUAAUUAUCUGAUGAGCAAAGAAUCUAUUGUCGAUGAUGAUGGAAGAUUACGAUUACCGAAUAAUGGUGGCCAAUCCAUAUCAAUAAUCGAUGAUAAUCAAGCAUCAAAAUAUGUUUUACAAAAUUUAUUACCUAAAGAAUGUGUUCUUUAUGAACAUGAUUACCUACAUAGUUAUCCAUAUGAUUGGCGUAGUUCAAAACCUGUCAUUAUAAAACCAUCUGAUCAAUGGUUUUUGAAUAUGGAUGAACUUCGCGAUAAAUGUUUAGCUGCAUUAUCCGAUGUACGUCUUUAUCCAGAAUUAUUACGAAAAGAAAUGAUAAAUCAAUUAUCAACAAGACCUAAUUGGUGUCUAUCACGACAACGAAAAUAUGGUGUACCAAUACCGGUAUUUUUCGAUCGAAAAACUACCCUUCCCGUUUUGAAUGAUGAAAUUUUUCAAACUUUGAUGAAGAAAUUCAUUCAAGAAGGUUCAUUAGAUAUUUGGUGGCAACAAUCACCAUCAGAAUUGUUGGCCGAAUGUCCAGAUCGUUCGUUGGAUCUAGUCAACCUGGAAAAAAGUGAAGAUAUUCUUGAUAUUUGGUUUGAUUCUGGUUGUAGUUGGCUUGCCGUUCUUGGUCCAGAUGAAAUAGCUGAUCUUUAUCUUGAAGGUGUUGAUCAAAUACGUGGUUGGUUUCAAUCAUCAUUGAUAACAUCGGUUGCUCUUCGUGGCCAUGCACCAUAUCGAUCUAUUAUAAUACAUGGAUUUGCUCUCGAUCGUGAUGGUUAUAAAAUGAGUAAAUCAUUGGGAAAUGUUAUCAAUCCAAUGGAUAUUGUCAAUGGAAAUGCAUUUGAAUCAAAUCAACAACAGACAUCAACGAAGAAACGAAAAAAUUCUGGUGAUUGUGGUGUCGAUGGAUUACGUCUUUGGAUUGCACGUAAUGCCUGUACACAUAAUGAUGUACACGUUGAUUUAAAAGAAUUUCAAGAUGAUAUCCUAACCAUUUUGAAUCGAUUUCGUAAUACAUAUCGAUUCAUUCUUGGUUAUCUAACAAAAUAUUCACCAUCAGAUCACUCAUUUUUAAUUGAUUAUAAUAAUCAUCAUCAUCAUCAAUCAUUACCAUUAAUUGAUCAACAUCUUUUAUAUCAAACAUGGAUAUUUGAUCAAAAAGCACGAAAAUGUUAUAAUGAAUAUCGACUUGGUGAUCUUAUCGAGAUGAUGAUACAUUUUUUUAAUUAUGAAUUUUCAACAUUUUACCUAUCACGUAUUAAGGAUCGUCUUUAUUGUGAUUCAACUGAAUCGAUGGAUGUUCGAUCCAUUAUGACUGUUUUAUAUUAUGUAUAUCAUACCGUUGGAUUUCAUAUGGCACCGAUAUUACCACAUUUGAUUAUUGAAUGUCAACAAUAUUGGCCAUUUGUUCAUCAAGCUGUGAUAGGCAAUAAUAAUAAUAAUCGAAUGAUGAAGGAGAAUCUGGAACAAUCUGAAUUAUUAUUGAAACAAUUUCAAUUCAUACAAUCAAUUAUUGCUUGUAUAAAUGAAUGGGCUACAUCGAAACAUCGUUUAAUCGAUUUGGAUUGUCAUCUUUCGAUAUCGGCAAAUCAUCCAAAUGUUCGUGAAAUGUUUGCUACAUUUCAAAGGUUUCAACCUGAAUCAUCAAUUAAUGAUGAUGGAAUGGAAUGUCGUUCAGAUUUAGUUGAAUGUCUUCAAGUAGCACGUGUAUCUUACGGAAUCGAUGAUAAUGAUAAAUCAACUGUCAAUGAUCAAUAUUAUCAUGGUGAAUGUUUAGAAUUACGUGAUAAGAUACCAUCAUCAUCAUCAAAUACUGCAAUUGAAUCAAAUCACAAUGGCUGUCAACUACGAAUAUAUUUAAAACAAACAAAAAAUCAUCAAUGUCCAAGAUGUCGUCGUUUUACUGUCGUCAAUGUCGAUCAAAACAAUCUAUGUUUACGAUGUAAUUUUCAAAUGUUACAUCAUCAUAAUUGAUUGAAGUGAAAUAUAGAAAAAUCAUCAUCGUUUGUUAUUCACA
Messenger RNA from Dermatophagoides farinae (American house dust mite), 3207 nucleotides. NCBI's taxonomy places the organism in Eukaryota, Metazoa, Arthropoda, Arachnida, Sarcoptiformes, Pyroglyphidae. The record is from RefSeq and is a predicted model, not a curated record.